This is a messenger RNA of Eurytemora carolleeae, 1373 nucleotides long. RefSeq names its product endoglucanase 7. The coding region runs from base 188 to 676 and encodes 162 amino acids. Gene Ontology annotation, biological process: carbohydrate metabolic process. Gene Ontology annotation, molecular function: hydrolase activity, hydrolyzing O-glycosyl compounds. The transcript is spliced from 6 exons. The record is from RefSeq and is a predicted model, not a curated record. NCBI's taxonomy places the organism in Eukaryota, Metazoa, Arthropoda, Copepoda, Calanoida, Temoridae.
AAAAGUUGUCAGAACACCAGAACGAGUUUCUGGUAGCCGUGUUUAAGGCUCCCUUCCGGAAUCGAACCCUGAUUCCCCGUUACCCGUCACACACCAUAAAUCAUUUGUUGUUCUUCAAUAUUUUUAAAGUUUCAGUUUUGUAGUGAACGUAAUUAACAGAUGAUUACUAAUUAGUCUUGUUUGAAAAAUGUUUUUGCUUCCUUGCAUCCUUGUCUCAGGUCUCUUCGUCUUUCUGCCAAUACAAGGUAGUUCAACUGAAGAUAAAACCAUGAUAUGUGAAGAAACAAAAUACAACUAUACUGAGGUUAUCAGGAUAUCUCUGCUGUUCUAUGAAGCGCAGAGGUCAGGUGAUCUAACCCCUGCUAAUCGGAUUCCAUGGAGAGCAGAUUCAUCUCUGUUGGAUAAAGGGGACGACGGUGAGGAUCUUGUUGGAGGUUAUCACGAUGCUGGAGAUUAUGUAAAGUUUGGAUUCCCCCUGGCCUCAGCAUUAACUGUUCUGAGUUGGGGAGGUUUGACCUUCAUGUCUGGAUAUCAGGAAGCGGGUCAGCUUGGAUACCUUGAAGAUGCUGUAAAAUGGGGCACUGAUUAUAUAAUUAAAGCACAUGUGGAGGACAACGUGUUUUAUUGCCAGGUUGGGAGUGGAGAGAUUGAUCAUGAUUAUCCAGGAUAUAUUUAAAGGUUGGGAGUGGAGAGAUUGAUCAUGAUUACCUAGGAUAUAUUUAAAGGUUGGGAGUGGGGAGAUUGAUCAUGAUUACCUAGGAUAUAUUUAAAGGUUGGGAGUGGGGAGAUUGAUCAUGAUUACCAAGGUUAUAUUUAAAGGUUGGGAGUGGAGAGAUUGAUCAUGAUUAUCCAGGGUAUAUGUAAAGGUUGGGAGUGGAGAGAUUGAUCAUGAUUACCUAGGAUAUAUUUAAAGGUUGGGAGUGGAGAGAUUGAUCAUGAUUAUCCAGGGUAUAUGUAAAGGUUGGGAGUGGGGAGAUUGAUCAUGAUUAUCCUGGAUAUAUUUAAAGGUUGGGAGUGGAGAGAUUGAUCAUGAUUACCUAGGAUAUAUUUAAAGGUUGGGAGUGGGGAGAUUGAUCAUGAUUAUCCUGGAUAUAUUUAAAGGUUGGGAGUGGGGAGAUUGAUCAUAUCAUGAUUACCUAGGAUAUAUUUAAAGGUUGGGAGUGGAGAGAUUGAUCAUGAUUACCUAGGAUAUAUUUAAAGGUUGGGAGUGGAGAGAUUGAUCAUGAUUACCUAGGAUACAUUUAAAGGUUGGGAGUGGAGAGAUUGAUCAAGAUUAUCCAGGAUAUAUUUAAAGGUUGGGAGUGGGAAGAUUGAUCAUGAUUAUCAGGAUACAUGUAAAUGUUGGGAGUGGAGAGAUUGAUCAUGAUUACCUA